Messenger RNA from Nezara viridula (southern green stink bug), 5416 nucleotides. The record is from the annotation of a GenBank genome assembly. NCBI's taxonomy places the organism in Eukaryota, Metazoa, Arthropoda, Insecta, Hemiptera, Pentatomidae.
AUGUGUGUUCGCAGGUGCUGGGAGAGUAUCACGUAUACAACUCAUGCCGACUAUACUUUCUUGGACAACCUGGAGCCCCUCCUGGAAAGGUGGAGAGGCCCGAUAUCCCUGGCCCUCCACGCUCCAAGUACCGACUUUACCACAACCCUUCAGACGAUAAGCUAUUUGAGAGAUUGCAGCCCUCAGCCGAUCGCUGAGUACGUCACCUUCCACAUCUAUUUCCCGAGCAAACACAUGCCCAAGAACAUACCACGAGGGUCAAAAGUGUUUAGCCAGAAGUACAACUGCAGCGCCCCUCCGCCUUGGACUAACCCCUCGAGCUACAAGAGCCAGAAGAAGCUGCUGUACCCCGUCAACGUAGGCAGAAACAUCGCCAGGGAAUCGGCCACCACGUAUUACAUUCUGGCUUCUGAUAUUGAGCUGUACCCAAGCCCUGGUGUGAUUUCCGACUUUUUAGAAAUGGUCCGCCGCCAGGACCCGCCUUUGAGGCAUAAGAAUCCCAAAGUCUUUCCCCUCUCUAUCUUUGAAAUCGAAGCCAACUGUUCUCUCCCGAAUGAUAAGACUGAAUUAGUAUCGAUGCUGAGGAAUGGAUCAGCUAUUCCAUUCCACAAGAAAGUGUGCCCUGAUUGCCACAAUGUUCCGCACUCUAAGGAGUGGGCAAAUUACACAGUCGGGGGAGGUGGACUAAAGGUGUUCCACAUCGGAAAGCGGAUGGGUUACCAUGUCCAUUGGGAACCCAUUUAUAUUGGAACACAUGCAGACCCUCUCUAUGAUGAAAGACUAUCCUGGGAGGGUAAAAGUGACAAGAUGACCCAGGGUUAUGCAUUGUGUGUUCUGGACUACGAAUUUCAGAUCCUUGACAAUGCUUUCCUUGUCCACAAACCUGGGAUAAAAACUCUCAAAAAAGAUCCAGCAAGAGCCAUCCAAGCAGGAAAGACAAACUCAUUAAUCAGAAAAAUAAUAUACCCAGAACUUAAAAUCCUUUAUGGAACCAAGAAAGGAUGUGCUGUCUGACAUUGGCUGAAAUCGAUAGUAAUAUUAAAGCCAUUGUUUUAUUUUAUUUAAAUUUAAUUUGAAAAUUUAGAUUACUGUAAAGGAGUGUGGAUAUGAAAGAUAUUUGAACGGGUUCCUUUUUUAAGUUACUCGAAUUAAUUUCCUAAAUUAUUUUAGUCGAAAUGCUCAAUAGUUUUUUAUUUUUUGUUAAUCUUGACAUUUGUCGACUAUUUAAUGAGGAGCCAUCAUGGUUUAUUUGCUGUCAAUAUGGCUUGUUUCAUUGAGCUAUUUUAAUAUGUAAUUGUAAUUACCAUGAUGUGUGAUCCAUUAAUUCACAGUUGAUAUCAUUAGUUAUGUUGUUCCUAUAUCUUUUAAUUUUAGUAUCAUAUCAUUGUAAUAUGGUUAGUUUAAAAGUGUUUGUAAUUCAUACUGUUACUUAAAUUUUAUUCCAUUUUAAUUUAAUUUCUGUUUUGUUCGUUUUAGGUAUCGUUUCUAAACUAAACAUAUUAAUUCUCAUUUUUAAAACCUGAAACUGUUUUGAGAUAAAAUUUCUUUUCAGUUUGAUAAGGAUACUUUAUGUGAACACAAAAAUCAAUGUUGAUACAUGCAGUUAAAGCAUCUGUUGUUUCAUUUAAGUUUUUAUUGAGCAAAAGCAUUAUUUAUUUCAUUAGUUACAUUUUUAUUCUUAAUUGGACAAAAAAAGGCAUUGAUGUUAUGAGUAGUGAUAUGUUACCAUUAUAGGUAAAAUAAGGUGGUAGAGAGGAAAAGAAACACUAAUAUUUCUCUGAAUCAUUCAUGUUUUGAUCUUCCUUUUAUGUGGACAAUUUUUUCUUAAAAUUUGUUAUAUCCAAACUAUCCCAAUUUAUGAUCUUAUUAUGAAUCACUUAACUUUUGCUUAGUUCUUUUCCCUUUAUGCUUCUUGUUCGAAUAUGGUGGUUCUGGAGAAGUCUUAUUAUCAAUAUAACACAUAUCGUCUUUUGUUCAUUAAAUGUUAUCAAGAAUUUCAGUGCCUUAAAAAAAUAAUUAAAUGAUUUAUGUUUUAAUCCUCAAAUAAUAAGAGUAAAAAUAAAAGUGUUUCAAUAAAUAAAAUGAAAUUGUAAUGUUGUGUAUAUUAGAAUAUGUAUGUAAUUAAUUAACCAUUCUGGACUGUUUAUAAAAUCAAAUUAUUUUUAAGAUUUUGUGUAUAAAUUAAUCAACACGAUGUUAGCACAGAAACUGUAGUGCCAUAAGUAGUGUUAGCUAAGAAGUAUUAUGGUAGUAAGUUUAUCAUUUCCACUUUUAUUAUUUUGGCCUUCCAGCUACUCCAUUCCUUUUGGCUUAGUGCAUCACAAAUCUAUUCUUAUCUGUAUGUUACUAUUAUCUAUGAAGUUAUACUGAAAAAAAAAAAAAAAGAAAUUAGAGAAGCCUUUAUAGAGUCAUAUAUAUUUUUAAGUAGAAAUUUUAAUUAUUCAAACCAAUAAAUGAUUCAGUAUUUCUAUUUUAUUUUCAUGAAGUAAAUAAAUUUAAAAUAAAUAAAUGUAAGUCUGUUGCUUAGCUAAAAAAAAUAUAUGUAAAAUAAAAAAAUGAAUUUUUAUAACAUAAAAAUAGUGAGUUUUUAACUUUCAAUGUAUGCAUAUUAUUUUAUUAUUUUUAUGAAUCUAUUGUAUAUAAACAUGCAAAUCAACAAUUAUGUUCAUAAAUGGAUAGCAGCUAAAUAGAAUUCAUAAUCUCAAUAGCUUUUGUUAUCUCCAUAUUUGAAAACAGUUUUUAUAUCAUGAUGGAGAUUUAUUUUUGUACUUUUUCUAUUAAUUAUCUUUCUGAAUAUAAUCCAUCCUCCUACAAUGAACUUGAAUGUAUAUUUUAAAAAAAUUAAAACUGCCUAUUUUUAUAAUAUAGAAAAAAUAUGCUAAACUGGAAAUUCAUAUUUGUUUUAAAUAUAUGAAUCAGUGGUCUUUCAACUAUUUAGCUGCAACCAUAUCAACGUAUAGUAGCUUGCCUUUUCUCAAAGCGAUAGAAUAGAAAAGGAAGGAGUAUAUUAUUCUUCUAUAUGAUUUUUUUUUAUUUAUAAUUUUAAAGCUCUAAUGUUUCUGUUACAUAUUUUUGGAUUUGUACAAUAUUGACAUUCAUAAUGAACCAUAUUGUUCACUUAUAUCACUCUUUUUUGUUUUAUUUCAUAUUGAUUGUAAAUUUCUUAUUUGUAUCUUCUUUUUUUUUUUUUAAAAAUACUGUGUACAAACUUCAAAAAUGUAAUCUGUACAUAUUAUAUUACCCCAUUAUUAUUCAUGAAAUGAGUUGAUUAAAUUCAAUUGUACUCUGUACAUAUAUUGAUUUUUUGUUGUUUUUUGUUUGCAGUUUUUCCUAUUGUAUUUUGUUUCCUAUUUUUUAUUUUGUUUUGAAUUGUUUUUUAUUUAUUAAUAUAUACGUUUUUUUAGUGAUUAUUUCUCAAAUUGGUCAAAAUAUUUUUUAAGUCAUUUGUAUUAAUAUAUUUCAUUUAAUUCUUUAAUUUUAAUGAUGAAUCAUUGAGGCCUUCUACUAGCUAUUGCCUUAUAUAUGUAGGUUAUAAAUAAGAUACCAACCAAUUGAUAUAGGAAAAAAAUGUAGAGCACCUGUGAUCAAUUUUGUCCAUUUUGCUGUAUUUGUAUUGCAAAAAAAAUAAGUAAAUACAAUUUUAAAAAAUCAAAGAUAAAAAAAUUGUGUAUGUAAAUCUUUUCUUUUUUUUUUUUAGAAAUAAUUGGUUAAAUAUCAAUUUGUUAAGUGUUGAGAAGUUGUUGAGAGCCGUAGGUUUUGUGAUAUUUUAACUAUAAGAUUUUUAAAAAACAAAUAAAAACAAAAAAUAUAUGUAUUAUGUUUUUUUUUAUCUUUAUCAAUGCUAAUAUUUAGACCCUGGCUUUAUUUCUGUGUCCAAAUUUUAUGUUAUUAUUAUAGUCACAAUUUUACGUUGGGGUGGUGGGGCCUCUUUCUUUAUGGGUUUUGUUUUGUAAACUUUCAUGAAGCAGAAAAAAAAAAAUUUGAACAUCAGUCUGCCAAUAUAUAUAUAUAUUGUGUUUGAUUAAUUGUUAGAUAUUUGUUGUGGUCUUCUGAACAUAAUCAUUGCUAUUAAAAUGCCCUCAAUUUUUUUUUUAUAAAUAACUUUGUUUUAUCAACUAUAUUACAUUAUUAAUAAAUAGGGAGAACAAAAUGUGAACAUAAUUUUCUAGUUAUUUGAGUAAAAAUAACAAAAUGUAACAAUUAUAUUAGGUAAAGUUUAUUCUAGUUAGUGAACUGCAAUAAUAUCACACACCUUUAAUGAGUGAAAGUUAAUUUGAAAAAUAAUUAAAAUCUUUUUAUUUAAUGGAUAAAGUAUAUUGAAUUAAUGAAGAUUCAUUAACAAAACAAUAUAUUUUAAAGACAUAUCCAAUAGGAAAAAAAAAACUACACAUUUGAUUUUAAGAUAUUACCUUAGCAGACAAAAAAUAUCAGAUAUCUUCUUUAUUUAUGAAAGAACAUAAAUAUGUAAAUUUUUUUGCCACACUUCCAGUAUUAUAUUCAGAAGGUCCCAAAAAACUAUUUUAUAGUUUCUUCCAAAUCAUUAGUUUUUAUCUUAAUUUCAAAAUAAAAUGUAUAUCAUUAAACCAAUAAAACCAAACUAUAAUAGAAUAGUGUCAUUCCUUAUAGUUAAAAUAUAAAUUAUUACUUAAUAAUAUUUUUAUUACUUAUUUAGAACAUUUCUGUACCAUUCCUGUUUAUCAUAAAUCAUUUGGAAAAGAAACAAUGACUAUAAUAUUAUUAAUUUACAAAUAUGCAAUUACCUUUUUUAUUGAUGAUUUAUUAAAAACAAAGAUAAAGCAAUUUGAACUUAGAUUUUAUGAAACCAAUCCAAUCCAUUGAUCUAUGUGUAUCAGUAAAUUUAAGCAAAAUUAUUUAUUAAAACUCUUACAAAUUGAUAACUAUGUAUAUAUAUUUUCUAUUUUAUUAGUUUAAAGCUACUUGUAAUGAGAGGACAUUAGGUGCUUAGUCAAUACAAUGCUCGUUUCUCUGAAGGAAUGCUUCUAAUAUCUUUGUACUGAUAGUAAUUAUAACAAAUUCUUUGUUAUUAUUGGACUGUACAUAAUUUUCUUUAUCUGCUUCUUGAAGUCACCUAAAAACAAAUUUAAGCUUUUUCAAUGAUUCAGUAAAAGAUAGAUUAAAUGUAUAUUGACUGUUUGCCUGAGAUUGUAAAAUAUGAGUGAAUGAGUUAUGUGUGUAUUUAAUGCAUAUAGAAAGAAUAAGUCUUAUCUGAAAUGUAAAUAUUUGUUCAAUUAGUAACAAUUCAUCUUAUACAUAAUAAAUAGGUUUAUAAAUUACAUGUUUGCUCUAGGCAAAUUAUGAAAUAUAUUUUUGCAAUGUUUAAGUCAUUGUAUUUUUAAAAUAUAUCAAUACUUCAUCUGUCCUAUUAAAAAUACAGAAUAAAUCAUUUCAUAAUUUA